Messenger RNA from Cokeromyces recurvatus, 1089 nucleotides. Its product is annotated as P-loop containing nucleoside triphosphate hydrolase protein. NCBI's taxonomy places the organism in Eukaryota, Fungi, Mucoromycota, Mucoromycetes, Mucorales, Mucoraceae. The transcript is spliced from 6 exons. The record is from RefSeq and is a predicted model, not a curated record. Bases 1 to 1089 code for a protein of 362 amino acids. Gene Ontology annotation, molecular function: microtubule motor activity; microtubule binding; ATP binding. Gene Ontology annotation, biological process: microtubule-based movement; mitotic spindle organization.
AUGACGGAAUGCAUUUCAUUUGUUAAAAAUGAACCACGCAUCAAUAUUGGAAACGACAAUAGAUCAUUUACUUUUGAUUUUGUAUAUCCUCCAAUGUCAACACAAAAGGAAAUUUAUAAUUCUAGCAUCAUUCCACUUAUAGAUCGUUUCAUUGAGGGACAAACUGGGUCUGGGAAGACUUACAGUAUGGGUACAGGUUUAGAAGCAAUAUGUUCAAACCCAGAUAAACAAGGUAUAAUACCUCGUUUUACAGAAACAAUUUUUAAUAGAAUGACUCAGAUUAAAGACGAAUCACCAUCAAAUGAUUUUCAAAUUUAUGUAUCCUAUAUUGAGUUGUAUAAUGAAGAUAUAAAUGAUCUUUUGCUUACAUCUGAAUCAAAUAUCUCGGGCCAAGACAAUAAUCCUCCAACAAUAAGAGAAGAUACAGAAGGAAAUAUUGUUUGGUCUGGCAUUAAUGAAAAAAGAGUAUAUACUAAGAAUGAUAUAUUAAGAUUAUUACAGAAAGGAUCUCAAAGAAGAACGACAGGAUCAACCAAGAUGAAUAUGUCAUCUUCACGUUCCCAUGCUAUAUUUUCAAUUUUGCUUAAACAACAGAUAAUGGAAAAUAAUGAUAUACAAACAAACAAUCAUUUAUUAAACGAUGAAAAUUCAAUAAUUCCUGAAAGACUCGUAUCAUUUAAUAGUAAACAUUUAGUAUCAAAAUUCCAUUUUGUUGAUUUAGCAGGUUCAGAAAGACUAAAAAGGACCAAUGCUAUAGGUGAUCGACAAAAAGAAGGUAUUUUUAUUAAUGGAGGACUACUUGCAUUAGGAAAUGUGAUUUCAGCUUUGAGUGAUGAAUCAAACAGUAAAAGAGGAUCUCAACAUGUUCCUUAUCGUGAUAGUAAGCUAACACGUUUGUUACAAGAUAGUUUAGGAGGCAAUAGCCAUACACUCAUGUUAGCAUGUAUCAGUUCUUCUAGUUCGGAUUAUAUGGAAACAUUAAAUACGCUGAAAUACGCAAGUCGUGCGUGUCAUAUUCAUAAUAAAGUUCGUAUUAACCUUGAUCAUCAAGGAAUCCCACUUUCUGCGAAAUCAAGUGUCUCGGCUUAA